Arachis stenosperma is the source of this 462-nucleotide messenger RNA. RefSeq lists its product as uncharacterized. The coding region runs from base 1 to 462 and encodes 153 amino acids. The record is from RefSeq and is a predicted model, not a curated record. NCBI's taxonomy places the organism in Eukaryota, Viridiplantae, Streptophyta, Magnoliopsida, Fabales, Fabaceae. The transcript has a single exon.
AUGACCCCAUAUCAGCUGGUGUAUGGGAAGGCAUGUCACCUACCCCUUGAACUUGAACACAAAGUCUUUUGGGCACUCAAGCUGCUGAAUUUUGAUAGUAAUGCUGCUGGGGAGAAAAAGAUCUUGCAACUGCAAGAAUUAGAAGAACUCAGAUCUCAAGCAUAUGAGAAUGUCAAAAUCUAUAAGGAGAAAGCUAAGAAAUGGCAUGACCAAAAGAUAGCAAGAAGAGAGUUUGUAGAAGGCCAAAAGGUGCUGCUAUACAAUUCAAGGCUCAAGUUCUUCCUAGGAAAACUUAAGUCAAGAUGGUAUGGACCUUUCACCAUCCUCAAGGUGUCUCCCUAUGGUCAUGUAGAGCUCAUGGAGGACAAAACACGGAGAACCUUCACUGUAAAUGGCCAGAGACUCCAGCAUUACUUGGGAAACUUACUGGAUGAGCAGAGAGUGAGCUACAAUCUCAACUAA